Trichechus manatus latirostris (Florida manatee) is the source of this 3612-nucleotide messenger RNA. RefSeq names its product WAS/WASL interacting protein family member 2 (gene WIPF2). The record is from RefSeq and is a predicted model, not a curated record. Bases 302 to 1621 code for a protein of 439 amino acids. The transcript is spliced from 8 exons. Lineage: Eukaryota; Metazoa; Chordata; Mammalia; Sirenia; Trichechidae. Gene Ontology annotation, molecular function: actin binding.
AGGGGGCGUGUGGAAUCUAAGUAGGGAGGAGUGGUCGAGAAUGGGUGUGGGGCGAGCGCAGACUGUGAAAAUGGAGAGGAAGGCUACUGAGAGACAGGAAAUAAGGGAUCCUGAAGGGUUUGGUAAUGUGAGUAAGACAGGAACUCUGGGUGAGGAACGAGGUAACCGUACGCGAAAAGAGAAAUGGGGAGGGAGGACCUGUAGGGAACAGGUAAUUAGCAGGAUGCUGUGGGUAUAUGAGUGACCUAAAGCUGCAAAUUAAAACGGAGAGAGAACAGUGCCAACUGGGUACAGGGCAAGGAUGCCAAUUCCUCCUCCCCCUCCACCCCCACCUGGUCCUCCUCCACCUCCCACUUUUAGUCAGGCAAACACAGUGCAGCCCAAGCUGAGUAGAGAUGAGCAGCGGGGUCGAGGCGCCCUCUUACAGGACAUCUGCAAAGGGACUAAGCUGAAGAAGGUGACCAACAUUAAUGAUAGGAGUGCUCCCAUCCUCGAGAAGCCUAAAGGAAGCAGUGGUGGUUAUGGCUCUGGAGCAGCUGCCCUGCAGCCCAAGGGAGGUCUCUUCCAAGGAGGUGUGCCGAAGCUCAGACCUGUGGGAGCCAAGGACGUUUCAGAGAACCUAGCUGGAAAACCAGCCCUGCAAGCCUCCAGUUCUCGAGCUGCUGCCCCAAGGCCUCCGGUGUCUUCAGCCAGCGGCCGCCCUCAAGAUGAUACAGACAGCAGUCGAGCCUCACUCCCAGAACUGCCCAGGAUGCAGAGACCCUCUUUACCAGACCUCUCCCGGCCUAAUACCACCAGCAGUACCGGCAUGAAGCACAGCUCCUCUGCCCCUCCUCCACCCCCCCCAGGGAGGCGUGCCAAUGCACCCCCUACACCUCUGCCUGUGCACAGCAGCAAAACCCCAGCCUACAAUAGAGAGAAACCUUUGCCGCCGACACCUGGACAAAGGCUUCACUCUGGUCGAGAGGGACCUCCUGCUCCUCCCCCAGUCAAACCACCUCCUUCCCCUGUGAAUAUCAGAACAGGACCAAGUGGCCAGUCUCUGGCUCCUCCUCCGCCGCCUUACCGCCAGCCUCCUGGGGUCCCCAAUGGACCUUCCAGUCCUACUAAUGAGUCAGCCCCUGAGCUGCCACAGAGACACAAUUCUUUGCAUAGGAAGACUCCAGGGCCUGUCAGAGGCCUAGCACCUCCUCCACCCACCUCAGCCUCUCCCUCUCUACAGAGUAAUAGGCCACCUCCCCCAGCCCGAGACCCUCCCAGUCGAGGAGCAGCUCCUCCACCCCCACCACCCAUGAUUCGAAAUGGUGCCAGGGAUGCUCCCCCUCCCCCUCCACCAUACCGAAUGCAUGGGUCAGAACCCCUGAGCCGAGGAAAGCCCCCACCUCCGCCCUCAAGGACGCCAGCUGGGCCACCUCCUCCUCCACCACCCCUGAGGAAUGGCCACAGAGAUUCUAUUACCACUGUCCGAUCUUUCUUGGAUGAUUUUGAGUCAAAGUAUUCCUUCCAUCCAGUAGAAGACUUUCCUGCUCCAGAAGAAUAUAAACACUUUCAGAGAAUAUACCCCAGCAAAACAAAUCGAGCUGUCCGUGGAGCACCACCUCUGCCACCCAUUCUCAGGUGAAGCCUGGCUUGAUCCUGUUCCUCAGGAAAAGGAUGGACCUUCUCCUCUUCUCAGAUGGUCCCUUCCAUUCCCCUAAAACCUGCAUGAGAGCUCCUGAUGUGUUUCUCCAGUGCAAAGAACCCCUAGACUCCAAGCGUCCUCCCAGCUCACCUCCAUCUAUGCAUCUCGUCUCUGGACUUGGUGAUUGGACUCUUUAUCUUGGCAGUAGGGUCUCAAACCCUGCAUUCAUCCCUCCUCUAGCAGCCCUGCUAGCCAAACGAGGAAGAAGCUUCCAUGUCUCCGGCUUUCCUCUUGGGGAAAGGUGCCUUGUGAUGAGUUAACUCAUUGUUGGGGCAGGGUAGAGAAUGGUACUCCUACCUCCUCCUACCCACUGUGGAGGAAACUUGGCAGAUAUAUUUCAUCAUUUAGGAGGCUGGCAUGGCCAGGACUUCUGGGGGGUGGGGUGGGCAUUUUCAGUGAAACAGGAAAGGAGUUUGUAGACAGGUGAUCUGUUUUAAAGGUCAGGUUUGGAGAAAAGGCAAGGAAAUUGUUCUGCUUUAUUUUUAGGGGUACUGUUUGUUUUGUUCUCUUCCCCCCUCCCAGGGAUAAGUUGGAUAUAAACACUAAUCAGUUGAACUAAACAUCUAAUAAAAAAAGAGGAGAGGGCGAAAUAAACUGGGGAUCCUUCUAGAACUAGUCACUUCCUCUGCAGCAAAGGGAUCAGGAGCCAUUUGAAUCCUCUCGGACUCCCUGCCCUAUUUCCUCAGGGUACUGAGCCUGAGGGAUGUUUUUCCUCUCUCUAACCCCCAACCCCUCAAAAGAAAAGUUGCUUUUUUUUGCAGGGCGGAGGGGACAUCAUUCAUUCCUGAUUCACAAACCCGAGAAACCUCUGGUGGAAGAUAGGGCCUAGGCCUUGACCUUUACCUUGACCCCACCUCAGCCUUUCUGACUGGUCCUGAAGGCCAGUAGCCCUUUCAGUCCUUUCCAGAAAACUUCAACUCCAGUGGGUGCUCCAGCAUGACAGAGAAGUACCUCAUGGAAGGGACUGGCUCUGCGGGGCCACAAAAGACUAACUUAGACCUGCUUGUUUGGAAGUUCACAGCCCAUCUGACUGAGCAGGCUCUUCCUGUUCUUCCUCCACCACCCUCACCCUCCCAAGACUGCAAGGGUCAAUACACAGCAGAGUAGACAAGGGUAAGGCAGUGAGUAGAAGCUUAAUGAGGGUAGUCAGGGAUCCCUCUAUGCCAAGAAGCACAAAGACGUUAGUGAGAUGUGCCUCAGUCUAAUAGAUCUUCCUUGGCAGCCAGCAGUACGGGUUUCUUCAUCUUCUAGGCCCUGGCUAAAGAGCUCAGAGAAAGCAGGUUUCCAAUCUAGGUAGGAACUUAGCUUGGGCGAUGAGACAGAGACUUUCCCUUCUCCAACAGCAAGAUGGGGGCUCCUGGGGUUCCCUGGGGCAGGGAGGCCAUGGCUGUACUUUGAAAUGGGUGGGGAAAGUUAGUUAAAAAUUUUCACUGGCCACAGCAUAGCUUUAGACUCCUUAGGGACCUUCCCAGUCUUUUGGAUCACAGGCUAAGGAUCUGUGCAUCUUGCCAGGUGAAAUCCAAGUCUUCCCAAUGCUAGGUGAGGGAGGGCUCAGGUUAGGUUAUCUGUAUGGCGUCUGCUCUCCUUUUCCAUCCCCUGGACCACAUUAACUUGGGACAGACUAUGAUUAGGUGAGUCACCAGACUUCUUCUAAUCACUCGUAUUUAUCAUUCUUAUUUUCAAAUCUGUUAGCAGUUGUCUCUCAGAAGUAUCCCCAGCAUCCUGAAGUGACUGGAGCUGAGAGAGACACUCAUAGAGGGAAAGGUAGAGGGGAAAAAGAGAGUACAAGAGCUAAUACUGCAGCUGGGUUCCAGGGUAGAUGCUGACAAGUUACUGAACUUUGACUGUGAAGUCUUCCCAUUUAUUUUUGAAAUGGGAAUUGAUGCCUUUUGUACGAUGUUAUCAAAGUAUAUCUUUUUUUUUUUUUCCUG